UCCGGUCCGCCGCUGCCUCCGUGUGGACUGUUUCCGCUCGUUAAACCGGCAGCAGCGGCGUCUUCUCUCCUCAUCCCGGUGUUUCCAGUCGGUACCGACAUGUUGCAGCUCGACCUGCUGCGGCUGUUUGUCGACCAGCAGCUCGCCGCCGUCACCGACGACAUUUUCCGCCGUUUCGCCAAAACGAUCGCCGAAUAUGAAAGCGAAGUUUUCCGGUUAAAACAAGAGUCCGACCGACAGCGGAGGCUGCUGCAGGCUGCAGGACUACCGGGUCACGGACCGGAGGACGGACCGGGCCACGGACCGGAGGACGGACCGGAGGACGGACCGGGUCACGGACCGGCAGGUGUUUUUCAGGUUUUCUCAACAGAUGAACAGCAGGUGAGGGGGCGGGGCCUACAUUUGCAUCUUAACCAGGAAGAGGGCGGAGCUUUAGGACCAGAGGAGACCUUUACGAAGUCCAUACAGAGUCAUGAAUGGCUGAGGGAGAGUCCUUCGUCCAAUCGGAUCCUGUCCUGCAGGGAGGAGGCGGGGCCUGAACCUACUGUCUACAAGAAGGAAAUGGAUGAGGGUCACAUGAUGCUGGAGGCUGCAGUCAGAGCAGAGAUUAGCUCCCAGCAGGAAGGUGUUCUGCAGGUUUUAACCACAGAAGAAGAACAGGGGGGGGGGCAGAGCGUCAGGCUGCACGUCAAAGAGGAGGAGGAGGAGACUGACACCAAGUUCACGCAGAGUCCUGAUUGGCUGAUGAAGAGCGAUCAUGUUCUGUUCCACAGAGGGGAGGACCUUCUCGCCGCCCCCCCAGACAGCCAUCUGAUAAGACCUAAACCUGGAGAGACCAGCGAACCUGCAGACCACAGCAGGGACUCCGUUGUCCAAUCAGAGUCAUCUACUGAAGACAGUGACGACACUCAGUCUGAUCCAGGUCUGCAGAGGACUCAGGGGACUGGGACUCGCCCUCCUGCAGACCAGAAUCUGCUGGUCUGCGGCAGCUGUGGCCGGGAAUUCAGCUCAAAGCGAACUCUGAGGAAACACAUCAGACAAAACAUGUCUCAGGACCAGGACCAGAUGUCCUGCAGCCUCCGCAGACCGAGGGCCCCCUUCCAGAAUCCUGCCAAGUCCUUCAGCUGCAGAGUCUGCGGGAGUUCCUUCUACACGCAGGGGAUUUUGGUCCGGCACGCCGAGAUCCACUGCAAGGAGCCCGACAGCCGGUGCGGGGCCUGCGGGGACCAACUGGAGUCUACCGAGGCCCUGAGAGUCCACCUGCGGUCCCACAGAGAGCUGGGUAGCACCUGCGAUGUGUGUGGGAAGAAGAGCAGCUCCAUCAAGAGGAUGGAGAUCCACAAACGGGUCCACACCGGAGAGAAACCGUACCGAUGCAGGUUCUGUAGUCGAGACUUCAGCAGGAAGGAGAGUCUGGAGAGACACAUGAAGGUCCACACCGGGGACAGGCCGCACUGCUGUGGACUCUGCAGGAAGACCUUCACCAGGAGGGAGUAUCUGGUCCACCACCUGAAGACCGGCCACACAGAGAGACCAGGUCCACCUGCAGGGGCCGAGCCGUUCAACGUGGCACUCUGAAAGCCGUCAGAACAGAAAAUAAGACAGCUCGAAAGACUUUCAAGAGCUUCAGGAUCUAAACGUUUCACCGAACGCCACGAAGCUUCUGUGAAGAUUAAAAGGAAAAUGUAAGACUUUUAUAAAUGAAAACCCUUAAUGGAGUUUGGUGUCUGCCGGUUUCUCUUCAGAUCUCAGCAGCUCGUUCACCAAGUCACUGAGUCGAUCAACAGAAAAUGAACGAACAGUUUUGAUGAUCGUUUCCUGUGUGUCUGCUGCGGCCCCUCAGGGAACACGUCCCUCAGGUAGUUUGGAUCUUCAGUAAGUCGUAUCCCUGAAUUGUGCUGAGAGAUGGAAGUGAAGUCACCUGACUGGACAGGAAACUCACCUGGAUCAGUUUUUCUUGUGUUUGUCUGAGUGCCUAACAUUUCUCUGAGCCGAUCAGCAUCAUAUUAUCAGUACAUCAUCCGAACGACGGGAUUUUGGUUUUACUUUUAUUAAAAUUCUUUUAAUUUACCUCAGUG
This is a messenger RNA of Micropterus salmoides (largemouth bass), 2078 nucleotides long. RefSeq names its product zinc finger protein 250-like. NCBI's taxonomy places the organism in Eukaryota, Metazoa, Chordata, Actinopteri, Centrarchiformes, Centrarchidae. The record is from RefSeq and is a predicted model, not a curated record. Gene Ontology annotation, biological process: regulation of transcription by RNA polymerase II. Gene Ontology annotation, molecular function: DNA-binding transcription factor activity; RNA polymerase II cis-regulatory region sequence-specific DNA binding. The transcript has 3 exons. The coding region runs from base 100 to 1578 and encodes 492 amino acids.